AUGGCGCCCUUGGUAACGUUGGCCACUUGUGCGCUGAACCAGUGGAGUCUGGACUUCGAGGGAAACCUACGGCGCAUCAAGCAGAGUAUCAUCAAAGCCAAGGAGGCCGGAGCUACUCUGCGUGUUGGUCCUGAGCUGGAAAUCCCAGGUUAUGGCUGCUUGGAUCAUUUCCUGGAGACAGAAGUCUACGAUAACUCAUGGGAUUCUCUAUACUCCAUUCUGACUGACUCAUCUUUGCAUGGUAUCGUGAUCGAUGUAGGUCUGCCUCUGCUCCACCGCAGCUGCAGAUAUAAUGCGCGCGCCCUCAUCCUUGAUGGCAAAAUCUUGUGCUUCCGCCCAAAGCUGUAUCUUGCCAAUGAUGGAAAUUUCCGGGAAAUGCGAUUCUUUACCCCGUGGAAUAGGCCAAGGCAUGUGGAGCAGUACUACCUUCCGCCUCGCAUCCAGAAACAUCAGGGAUGUCGCCAUGUCCCCAUUGGAGACGUUGUUCUCUCUACCAUUGAUACUUGCCUCGCUGCUGAGACUUGCGAAGAGCUCUUCACACCCAACAGUCCUCAUAUCAACAUGGGUUUGAAUGGAGUGGAGAUCUUCACAAACAGCAGUGGAAGUCACCACUCGCUCCGAAAGCUGAAUGAACGAAUUGCCCUGAUUCAGGAAGCCACUCGCAAGAAUGGCGGCGUUUAUCUGUACUCUAACCAAAUAGGAUGCGACGGAGAUAGAUUGUACUACGACGGUUGCGCCAUGAUUUUUGUGAACGGUGAUAUCGUGGGCCAAUCAAGCCAGUUCUCGCUCAAUGAAGUGGAAGUGGUUGUCGCAACAGUCGACCUUGAGAAAGUGCGAUCAUACCGAUUUGCCCCUUCUCGUGGUAUGCAGGCUGUUGCAGCACCAGAGUACCAGCGCAUUGAGCUUGAUUACUCCCUUUCUCACGAGAAUCUCGAUCUCGAUCUCGAUCAGGGUCCUACCCCUGCCCGACCGGCGCGAUACCAUCUUCCUGAGGAAGAGAUUGCCCUCGGACCUGCCUGCUGGCUUUGGGAUUACCUUCGUCGCUCCAAGGCAGCCGGAUUCUUCGUCCCGUUGUCUGGUGGAAUCGACAGCUGUGCCACCGCUACGAUCGUUUACUCUAUGUGUCGAUUGGUUAUCGCCGCAAUUAAAGAGGGCAAUGAACAGGUUAUCGCAGAUGUUCAGCGUAUUGCGGCUUAUAAGCCUGAGCUACCUGAGACAGCGGAGGAAUUGUGUAACCAAAUCUUCUACACUUGCUAUAUGGGAAUGGAGAAUCAGAGCAGCAAAGAAACACGGGUUCGAUCCAAGGAUCUUUCCACACGCAUCGGAUCUUAUCAUACCGAUGUCAACAUUGAUGAUAUGUUUCACUCUACUAAGAACAUUCUCACUCAGGCCACGGGCUUUACGCCAAAGUUCAAGGUUCAUGGAGGAUCUCAAACGUCUAACCUGGCGCUUCAGAACAUCCAGGCAAGAUCCCGAAUGGUUCUUGCCUACUACUUUGCUCAGGAGUUGUGCGAAGUUCGCGAACGACCUGGAGGUGGUGCCCUCCUUGUCCUUGGUAGCUCCAACGUAGACGAAUGUCUUCGUGGAUACCUUACCAAGUACGAUUGCUCAUCCGCAGAUAUCAACCCCAUUGGUUCAAUCAGUAAAACAGAUCUCAAGCGAUUCAUUGGAUGGGCUGCAAAGGAUUUCGGUAUACCCAUCUUAGUUGACUUCCUAGAUGCUGUUCCGACAGCGGAACUUGAACCCAUCACCGCCAACUACGUGCAAAGCGACGAGGUCGAUAUGGGAAUGACCUACGCCGACUUGUCCCGCUUUGGAACACUGAGGAAACUGGACCAUCUCGGACCAUAUGGGAUGUUCUUGCGUCUACUGGAUGAAUGGGGUGGCGAGGGGGACGGCAAGCUUGGCCCCCGUGAAAUCGCCCGAAAGGUGAAACUGUUCUUCCAUUACUAUCAGAUUAACCGCCACAAGCAGACUGUUGCCACACCCGCCUACCACGCGGAGAGUUACAGCCCCGAUGAUCAUCGAUUCGAUCUUCGGCCGUUUGUCUACCCACCUGGAUUUGAGAGCUGGUCGUUUAAGAAGAUUGAUGCACGGGUGGAGGCAUUGGAGCAGCGGAAGCAGAAGCAAAAGCAGGUGACCUAG
This is a messenger RNA of Penicillium angulare, 2145 nucleotides long. RefSeq lists its product as uncharacterized. NCBI's taxonomy places the organism in Eukaryota, Fungi, Ascomycota, Eurotiomycetes, Eurotiales, Aspergillaceae. The coding region runs from base 1 to 2145 and encodes 714 amino acids. Gene Ontology annotation, biological process: NAD+ biosynthetic process. The transcript is spliced from 6 exons. Gene Ontology annotation, molecular function: glutaminase activity; ATP binding; NAD+ synthase (glutamine-hydrolyzing) activity. The record is from RefSeq and is a predicted model, not a curated record. Gene Ontology annotation, cellular component: cytoplasm.